Molecule: messenger RNA, 2032 nt
Organism: Abrus precatorius (Indian licorice)
Lineage: Eukaryota; Viridiplantae; Streptophyta; Magnoliopsida; Fabales; Fabaceae
Product: probable serine/threonine-protein kinase At1g54610
Exons: 7
Coding region: 178-1839 (553 amino acids)
Biological process (GO): protein phosphorylation; positive regulation of transcription elongation by RNA polymerase II
Cellular component (GO): nucleus; cyclin-dependent protein kinase holoenzyme complex
Molecular function (GO): cyclin-dependent protein serine/threonine kinase activity; RNA polymerase II CTD heptapeptide repeat kinase activity; ATP binding
Source: RefSeq, a predicted model, not a curated record
AGUAGUGGCAUUGUGACAACCUCAAACUCCUCAGCUGAAAAUCUUCAACCCCCAACAAACCUUUAUCCUCACUCAUUCGCCGGCCACCACCUCCGCCACCGCUUACGGCAGCUCCAUGCGUUUUCGAUACUCUGCCAUCGUCGCUAUCCACAGCCUCAGACACUACCACCGCUGAGGAUGGGUUGCGCGCUUGGAACGCCGGUGGUUUCCGACGACCGUCGCCGGGACAACACUGCGACUGCUGACGAAGGCAAUAAUGCUGCUAGGGUUCGGCAGAAGCAGAAGACUCCGCACGCCGGCGAACCUUCUGGCGUGAUUCCGGCGCCGGAGCGCCGAAUACCUCGCCUUGAACGAUUUACGGCAACCCCCCAGGGCUGGCCGCCGUGGUUGUUGGCCGUCGCCGGCGACGCAAUCCGAGAUUGGACUCCUCGCCGCGCCAACACGUUCGAGAAGCUUGCUAAGAUUGGGCAAGGGACUUAUAGCAAUGUGUAUAAAGCUAGGGACCUUGUUACUGGGAAGAUAGUGGCUUUGAAGAAAGUUAGAUUUGAUAAUUUGGAGGGAGAGAGUGUGAAGUUCAUGGCCAGAGAGAUUCUUGUUUUGAGGAAGCUUGAUCACCCCAAUGUUGUUAAGCUUGAGGGUUUGGUUACUUCUAGAAUAUCAUCAAGUCUUUACUUGGUAUUUGAUUACAUGGAGCAUGAUCUUGCUGGCCUUUCAGCUGGCCUAGCUGUCAAGUUCUCUGAGCCUCAGGCCAAAUGCUAUAUGAAGCAAUUGCUGUCUGGCCUUGAACAUUGCCACAGCCGAGGUGUUUUGCACCGUGAUAUUAAGGGUUCCAAUCUGCUUAUUGACAAUGAAGGAAUACUUAAAAUUGCAGAUUUUGGAUUGGCAACUUUCUAUGAUUCUAAGCAAAAGCAUCCCAUGACUAGUAGAGUUGUGACCCUAUGGUAUCGCCCCCCUGAGCUUCUUCUUGGGGCUACAUCCUAUGGUGUUGGCAUCGACCUUUGGAGUGCUGGCUGCAUCUUGGCAGAACUGCUUGCUGGAAAGCCAAUCAUGCCUGGACGAACAGAGGUUGAGCAGCUGCACAAAAUAUUUAAGUUAUGCGGCUCUCCAUCUGAGGCAUAUUGGAAAAAAUAUAGAUUGCCAAAUGCUACACUCUUUAAGCCACAGCAACCGUAUAAAAGAUGCAUCUUAGAAAUGUUCAAGGACUUCCCAUCUUCUUCAUUACCUCUAAUUGAAACUCUUCUUGCAAUAGAUCCUGAUGAUCGUGGCACUACCUCAGAUGCUAUAAAUAGUGAAUUCUUUACCACCGAGCCCUAUGCUUGUGAACCAUUGAGUUUACCAAAGUAUCCUCCCACCAAAGAAUUGGAUGUAAAAUUGAGAGACGAAGAAGCAAGAAGGCAGAAAGCUCUAAGUGGAAAAGGUAAUGCAGUAGAUGGUGCCAGAAGAGUUAGAGUACGUGAGCGUAGUUUGGCCAUUCCGGCCCCAGAAGCCAAUGCAGAGAUCCAAACGAACUUAGAUAGGUGGAGAGUUGUAAAUCAUGCAAAUGCAAAAAGCAAGAGUGAGAAAUUCCCACCUCCUCAUCAGGAUGGAGCUGUUGGAUAUCCAACGGAUGCAUCAAAUAACGGAGCUGUUUCUUUUGGAGCCACUGAAACUUCCUCUGGCUCAACCAUAUUUGAUUCAAAACCUUCUGGUUCUGUUGUGAGUCAUGCUGCCAGAGACAAAGGGAGGAAAACUAAUAAAGAAGAUUCCAAGAUGACCUCGUCAUGGAAAUUUAUGCGUGCAUUCAAGCUAUCAACAAAAACAAUUGGUCAUUCAUUUGAUUUAUUAUUUAGAAGCAAAUAGUCAGUUUCAUUUUUGCCAUGCAAUGUGGAUUUUAAUUUUUGUUUUCUCGACAUUGAUCCCAUUUUUUUUAUUUAUAUUUUUUUUAUAUUUCAUUUGACAUAAAAGUCUUUGCUGUAUAAUGUACUAAGGGGAUCGUCAUCAUUAGAUUUGUAUAUAUAUAGAGCAUCGAAUCCAGUACUGUACAUUUUUCUGG